AUUAAAAGCUUCCUGCUCAGCAAUUUAAUGCACAGUAUGUUGAAGAGCUGUUGGUUAAACCUGUCUAAGUUUUCAUCAGAAUGUUUCCAGUUACACAACAUCUGCUGGUAUUCACAAUCAUUUCAGUCCUUUCACUGACCAGGGCACAGACUACAACAUUAGGUACAACAACAGUGGCAAGCAGCAUUACGAGUGAUGGAAGCUUUACUACUACAACCACAGCCACUCCACAAACAUCUACUAACUCAGCCACUCCACAAACAUCUGCUAACCCAGGUACAACCUCAGGGGCAAGCAGCAUUAUGAGUGAUGGAAGCUUUAUAACUACAACCACAGCCACUCCAAAAACAUCUGCUAACCCAGGUACAACAACAGUGGCAAGCAGCAUUACGAGUGAUGGAAGCUUUACUACUACAACCACAGCCACUCCACAAACAUCUACUAACUCAGCCACUCCACAAACAUCUGCUAACCCAGGUACAACCUCAGGGGCAAGCAGCAUUACGAGUGAUGGAAGCUUUAUAACUACAACCACAGCCACUCCAAAAACAUCUGCUAACCCAGGUACAACAACAGUGGCAAGCAACAUUACGAGUGAUGGAAACUUAACUACUACAACCACAGCCAAUCCACAAACCUCUGCUAACCCAGCACCCAUUACACAAACAUCUGCUCACCUAGGUACAACCUCAGCGGCAAACAGCAUUACGAGUGAUGGAAACUUUACUACUACAACCACCAUUCCACAAACAUCUGCUAACCCAGCAGCCACUCCACAAACAUCCACUAACCCAGGUACCACCUCAGCGGCAAGCAGCAUUACAAGUGAUGGAAGCUUAACUACUACAACCACCACUCCACAAACAUCUACUAACCCAGCAACCACUCCACAAACAUCUGCUAACCCAGGUACAACAACAGUGGCAAGCAACAUUACGAGUGAUGGAAACUUUACUACUACAACCACCAAUCCACAAACCUCUGCUAACCCAGCACCCACUCCACAAACAUCUGCUCACCCAGCAGCCAUUCCACAAACCUCUGCUAACCCAGGUACAACAACAGUGGCAAGGAACAUUACGAGUGAUGGAAGCUUUACUACUUCAACCACAGCCACUCCACAAACAUCUGCUCACCCAGAAUUGAACACCACGACAAACAUCGGAUCAAGCAAUUUCUCAGGAAUCUUUUACCCGUUCGGCUCUGCAGCAGGAGACACAAGCAAUAUUGCUCAAGAUGAUGGAAGCUCGACUUUGAUUGGCCUGUUGAGUCCAUUUAACUUCUUUGAGCGUACAUACCGCCAGAUUUAUGUUAAUAAUAAUGGACACCUUACAUUCAACCAAUCUUCAUGGCAAUAUGUCCCAUACUACUUUCCUGCUAAGGGAAACCAAGAUAUCAUUGCUGGUUUCUGGACUGAUCUUGACAACAGGAGAGGUGUUGUUUCAUAUCAGCAGUACACAAAUGGAAGUGUGCUCACACAUGCCACUCAGGAUAUAAAACAGUAUUUCCCUGAUCUGAGCUUCAAUGCUACUUGGGUAUUUGUUGCAACUUGGGAUAAAGUCGCUUACUGCUGCACCACAAACACAGAAACUUCAUUUCAAGUGGUUUUAAUUUCAGCUGGUAAUUCUUCCUUUAUUCUGAUUAAUUAUGGAGACAUCGCUGCGAGAGAACAAACUAUUGCUGGUUAUGACACCGAAAAGUCCUCACACUACUUUGUGAUUCCUGGGUCAAACAACGGGAAUGGGAACGUGAAUCUCAAAUUCUCCAGUAAUGUAAAUGUUACAGGUCGUUGGGCCUUCAGAGUGGACAUUGACCCAAACAUCAUCUCAAAAGAAUUUAACACCACGACAAACAUCGGAUCAAGCAAUUUCUCAGGAAUCUUUUACCCGUUCGGCUCUGCAGCAGGAGACACACGCAAUAGUGCUGAAGAUGAUGGAAGCUCGACUUUGAUUGGCCUGUUGAGUCCAUAUAAGUUCUUUGAGCGUACAUACCGCCAGAUUUAUGUUAAUAAUAAUGGACACCUUACAUUCAACCAACCUUCAGGGCAAUAUUUCCCAUACUACUUUCCUGCUUAUGGAGGCCAAGAUAUAAUUGCUGGUUUCUGGACUGAUCUUGACAACAGGAGAGGUGUUGUUUCAUAUCAGCAGUACACAAAUGGAAGUGUGCUCACACAUGCCACUCAGGAUAUAAAAAAGUAUUUCCCUGAUCUGAGCUUCAGUGCUACUUGGGUAUUUGUUGCAACUUGGGAUAAAGUCGCUUACUGCUGCACCACAAACACAGAAACAUCAUUUCAAGUGGUUUUAAUUUCAGCUGGUGAUUCUUCCUUUAUUCUGAUGAAUUAUGGAGACAUCGCUGGGAAAGAACAAACUAUUGCUGGUUAUGACACUGUAUAUUCCUCACACUACUUUGUUAUUCCUGGGUCAAACAACGGGAAUGGGAAUCUCACAUUCUCCAGUAAUGUAAAUGUUACAGGUCGUUGGGCCUUCAGAGUGGACAUUGACCCAAACAACAUCUCAAAAGAAAACGUAAUUGGACUUCAAGUGAAACUCACCUCAUUUUUAAACCUAUCACAGAAUGAAAACAUUAAUCUUGUUUUAGAUCAACUAAAACAGGAGCUGAUCAAAAAUGGUCUGCCGAACAGCACAGAGUUGACAUUAAGAAAAAUUCAAAAGACAAAUCCAUAAUCUUGAGUCUCACAGGGAAAUAAAACAGAGGCGUCUUGGACACAACAAAUAAGUUUGCCAUUGAAGAUCGGAUGCCUCAAUGUCUUUUUUAUUAAAACAAUACAUUACAUAAUAUAUAU
Messenger RNA from Xyrauchen texanus (razorback sucker), 2803 nucleotides. RefSeq names its product mucin-5AC-like. Bases 81 to 2684 code for a protein of 867 amino acids. Lineage: Eukaryota; Metazoa; Chordata; Actinopteri; Cypriniformes; Catostomidae. The transcript is spliced from 40 exons. Gene Ontology annotation, biological process: cell-matrix adhesion. The record is from RefSeq and is a predicted model, not a curated record.